CCUUGAAUCUGCGCAUUGUUAUCGUCUUCGUCCAGCGCGCCGCCAAAUUCUGUGUAUUACGCACCGCCAUCCUUGUUGAUCAUCGCUGCGAGCCUUUUCUCCUUGCGCACCUUUGUCCUGAUAUUGUGGAUCAAAUCCCAGCGCAUCCAUCAAGAAUACAAGUCAUCGAACCCAUUUCCUGACCAAAGCAAAAUGGACGGUCGAGACUCCGACACCCCCGAGGGCCAGCGCUUGCGCCGCGAAUUGGUCAAUCAGCUCAGACUCAAUUCUACCGGCGGUGUUCCUCAGCUAGUGAAUCACAAUCUUCAGCCAUACCAGCCUACGCCUUCAUCGACCAAUGGUUUUGCUCCCAACCAAUUCUCCUACACACAGCCUCCAAGAUCCACUCUCGCUCCGUACAACAGCGCUGCUGGCAUCUACCAGCCAUCCCACCUACAGCAGGGUCAGAUCUUCCAACCCUCCUCCAUACAUCCUUCUCAUGGUGCUUCUGCCGCUCAAUCAGUUUCAGCCACUCCCAAUGCCGCUUAUGGAUCCUUCUCCGGCAGCGCUUCCGUCCUCUCCACUGAGCGCGGCAAUCACACAGUCCCAGGCGCUGCACAGCUCUCUCCUUCUGCAAGAAGUCAUCAAUCUCCUGACCAGCACCAGACCCAAGUGUCACAAAGACCUGGUCUCGCCGUCCAAGGCUUCCAUUUCCAACCUCAAGUAGGACCUCGUCCUGCUUUCGCCCCCGACAACCAACCACGCACGACUUAUCCACCCAACGCUGUGCCUAUUACCGGCCCUCCCGCUCCCAUUGCUGGUGCUCCUCCCCAGGCAGGCACAUCUCUCAGCUUCAACAACCUGCUACAGACCAUGACGACUCCCACCAUCCAGCGUCCGCAAUUUGCAGCUGCACGCCAUGCACCUCUACCUGCCGGAUAUCCUGCUCCCAACAUGCAGCCAACCCCCGUCCUCGUUGAUCCUGCUUUGCGCCGCAUCAAAUACCUGACCGACACCUUCCAUGCUGCCGCUACAAACGACCCAGUCUUCUACCUCCUCUACUGUAGAGUACGUGGCGCUGAGUCUCAGAACAUCGCCUACCCUGGGCUUGUCUUCUAUCUGCGUCUUCAACUUCAGGUUGGCUGGAUUGACCUUCUAGAGAGACACCACCGUCAGGAUGAGGUCGAGGGCGACCCUGAACAAUUAUUGCAGGAACGCAAGGAGCUUAUAGAAUGGCUAGUACAGCACGACAAGACCGUAAAGCCACGUGCUGGACAAUACCUCGCUAGACAGUUGGCUAAAUUCGCUCCGCUCGACUUCGACCCUAAGCAGGUCACGCCCCUCCCAGGUCUUAUCGACCAUCUUUACGUCCUGGAGAACGACCUCUUCUAUAAGCCGAAAAAGCCUGCUGCUCCCACUAAGCAGCAAUACCGCAUUAGAGUGGCUACAUACCUGGACUACGAGGGUGGCGAGCCUAAGGUCGUCCAGGAUGCCAACAUCCAGAAGAACAGCACGUGGGAACAAAUGCAGGGUACCCUCUCCGCCUUAACCCAGAACAUCCAGUCUGCACAGUUGGGCUACAACUAUGGCUGGCUAGCUGGUGGCUACUAUGGCAACUGGUUGUUCUGGGCGGGCGAGAGUGAUGAGCCGCAGGGCUGGAACCGCCUUCUGAUGACCGAGGGUGAUUUCCGGGAGAUGAAGGGCCUUUUGGCACAGGGCCAAAAGGUCUACAUCGAGCACUCCCAGCAGGUGGAGGUCAAGGACAACCUGGAGUUGGCAGAUGCCCUGGGUCUGGGGCUGUACCGCCCCUUCGACUUCUGCAAGCCCCUGCCUCCUGGCUACCGCUCGGGCAUCAUGGGGGCAUACCCCAACCCCAUGGAGUCCUCUCUCCUCAGCGGAGGCAAUGCAGGUGGCGGUCCGGCCCCCCAGACCAGACCCAGGAGAGGCAAACCUUCGGUGCUGGCUCACCAGCACCAGAUCUGGCUGCGUAAGCAGCGACAGUCACAACAGAAGGCCAGGGCCUUCGAAAUCAGGGGCAAGAAGUAGGGGGUGAGAUUGUUUGUGCCUUAUGGCAGUAAAGAUGAUGAACGAGAGAGAUUAAUGAACGAGAUUGUAUAGAGUAGA
Aureobasidium pullulans EXF-150 is the source of this 2103-nucleotide messenger RNA. RefSeq lists its product as uncharacterized. The record is from RefSeq and is a predicted model, not a curated record. Bases 193 to 2025 code for a protein of 610 amino acids. Lineage: Eukaryota; Fungi; Ascomycota; Dothideomycetes; Dothideales; Saccotheciaceae. The transcript is spliced from 2 exons.